AUGAGGUCAAAGGGGACAGAGAGGCUUCCUCUCACAGAGGCGUCGUUUCGGGCGCUGGAGGAGGCGUACGAGAGACAGUGGCGCCAGACACGGCUUGUAUGUGAAACACAGCCGUCGUGCGCUGACGUCCAUGUCGUCGCGGCAGCUUCGAGCGCAGCUGAGCACAUGCGCCGCCUUUGGGCUGAUACAGUGCGACUCCACAGACGCUUUGUCGAAGUGAAAGUGCAUUACAAGCGCAGGUUUGCGCAGGAGGAGCGAGCGACGCUGCGCCUGCUCGGAUUCCGUUCACCAUCACCUCCACCCGCCCCCAACGCUGCGUUGCCGCAGGCAGCGCCGCUAGUGUCAUCAUCGCUGUGCGCCCCCCUUGAAGCAAACGCUGGUCGCCAAGCUGGAGAAUUCGAUGCACUACGCACCGAAUGUGCGAGACUUCAGCGCGAGGUCGCACAGCUACUCUCGCUUCUGGCGUGGUAUCAGCUCCACGAGACGCGCGCUCUUCCGUUACCCAACGGUGCUGUGCUUCCCUCAGCUUUGAGGACUACGCCUAGCUCCGCUUCCGACGCCUAUGCAGAGCUCGCUGAAGUGCAGCGAAGGCACAAAGGGCUGCUCUCCCCAACGGCCGCAGAGUACAGGUGCACCUCGUCCAACGGCAUUCAGCGAGCCGAGGACGUGGCCAUCGCACAGCUACUUCUCGAGUGCGCUUUUCCUCCUCAAGUGAGCGUUGUUCGCCUUGGGUCAGACGACCUCUUCAUGGUCGAUCGCCCUGUGUGGAUCGGCUUUGCGUCUCCCCAGAGCUCUAUGCUGAUGGUACGCGACCCGGAAGGACUCGAGCAGGAUUGCUUGCUGGAGUCGUACCUCACGGCGGUGUAUGCCCCGCUUCUCCGCGCUGUUCAGUGGCAAAAGCCCUCCACCGGAGCGCUGCUAGCUGGAGGGCGGAUGGCCCCGACUCGCUCAGCGGCACUGUCCUUUCCAGCGGUGCCUGUAACGCUUGCCUCACCUCGUGAUGCUGCAAGGCGGGGGUUGUCGCCUUCGACUCGGUGCUCUGUGCUGUCUCAGCUGACGUACGAGGAACUUGUGGAGCUCAAGCACACAGCGCUGCGACGCCUUGACCACAGUAGUGAAGCUGCUGCACCGUUGUGA
Molecule: messenger RNA, 1137 nt
Organism: Leishmania braziliensis MHOM/BR/75/M2904
Lineage: Eukaryota; Euglenozoa; Kinetoplastea; Trypanosomatida; Trypanosomatidae
Exons: 1
Coding region: 1-1137 (378 amino acids)
Source: RefSeq, a predicted model, not a curated record